GUCUGGGUUUGGGAGCUUGAGAGCUUGGUAACAACUUCAAGGAUAUAAUUUUGCCACAAAGUUUGCUCCUUUGCUCUUGCUCUCAGCUGGUCUGCAUGCUCUCCUAGUCUUUGUUACCUUACCCAAGAGAGCAGAAUACUAAUAGGGCAGAAAAAGGAGAAGAGGAGGAAGAAAGGUGGCAAAAAAACAGAGGCAACCUCAGCCCUCUGCUCCGGUUAUGUGUUAAGUGGCUACGGUGAUGUGAUGAGCACAGAUUUGAGGGCAGACAAUGAAUGUGUUGGUGCCAUCUGCUGGCUUUGUGCCCUGCUUAGUGCAAGCCUGUGGGUGCAGGUGUGUGCGGGGUGCCCAGAGGGUUGUAAAUGUGCCUGGGAGAGCAAGACAGUGCUAUGUGUUUCUGCAGGCCUGCUGGAAGUCCCUCGGGAUCUACCUUUGGAGACAGUCUCACUCCACCUGGACCAUAAUUUUAUAAAUAGCAUUCCAGAGGAUGCCUUCCAAGAUUUACUGCAUCUGCAAGCCCUUCACUUAUCUCACAAUAAAAUUGACUCACUUGCAUCUGGAGCAUUGCGCCACCUGAGUACUGAACUCCGACUCCUUGACCUCUCAUACAAUCAGUUGAGGUAUGCCAGGCAAGAAGAAUUUGGUGUCACUCGAGCAAAAACCAGACUCUAUCACAAUCCUUGGCAUUGUGAUUGCAGCCUGCAGCAACUAAUUGAGAGCCUCAACUUGGAGCCUGAGACAGUGCAUGAGAUUGUGUGUAAAAGCUCAGCUCGGGGGACCAACGAGGGCAGCCGUUGGGAGGAGGCAGGACCAGUGACUGGUCACGUGGGUCAACCUCUAGUCAAAUUACUGGACUCUGGAGUGAAUUUCUGCAGUCUGCAACGCAGGACUAUUGAUGUGGCCAUGCUGAUCAUCAUGUUUGUGUGGUUCUUCAUGGUCAUCGGAUACGUGGUGUACUAUGUAAGACACAAUCAGGCACAGAACACGAGACACAAAGCAUCCUUCCCCAGCACACAAAUCUACCACAGAAACCUACAUUUUAUGAAUGGUAACGAAUUUGCAUGUCCGAAGGAUGCAAUGUGUAUAUCUGAUAGCGUAUAAGUUAAUAUUCUGGAUAUACAGAAGGGUUUUCACAGUUCCAGUUCUCUAUGUAUCAGGAAACAAUCAAGAAUCAAGAGUUCAUGCCAAAGAUUUGACCUUGAUUCCACAAGGUGACAUUCAACCAUAUGCACAAGGAUUGUGAGAUAUUCUGUCCAGGCAAUCUGUAUGAAAAAUAUAUCCUUCCACAACACACAUGAAUAGUCCAGCCAGUGGGUUCACAAGUCACCCCUGGGCGCAAAUACAGAGCUUUUAGUCAAAGUCCCCCUUAAUCUGAGACACAAAUCGCCAGGGUGCAGGGAGCUUGUUGGGGGGGCUUGUUAGCUGAUGUACUGUAAAAUUAGGGGCUAACUAUAGGGCCUACUAUAAAGGUACUGUAAAAUUAGGGGCUAACUAAUUACAGUAAGUAGCUCAGUAAAUUAUAUACAUUCAUAACUGGCUAAUUUGUGCCUUUCUGAUGAAUGGAUGCUCAUUUGGGGAUCCACACAGUCACAAAUUCUCUAAUCCGCUUAUCCUUCUGGGUCAUGGGGGUGCUGGGGCCUCUCAGCAGUCAUUUGGGGAGCUAAUAAUUUGCUAUUGAAAUUACAGAUAAUCUUCUCAAUCCAGGGGUGUGUCCUAUGGUGCAGUUUUUCUUGCUUACCCAGCCAACUUCAAGCUUAAUUUGAUCUAUCCCUGGUAGCAGUGAUGACAGCAUUGUUUUUCACUAUUAUAAAUGUUUCAAUUUCUAUAUAUUUAGGAUUUCUCUGUUUAUAUAUCCAAAUUUAUAUUCUGAGGCUGUGAUUAAUCUUUUCCUCUUCAGCAGCUCAUUUCAUACAGUUGCCUGUUCUGUAUAAACAUCAAGGUUUUAUGUGCAUGCUGCACAAAGAUUAAUCAUAGCAUGAGAAUAUAAACUUGGAUUAACAGGAAAAGUUGUAUUUGCUGUAUUUAAAGCAUGAAUGUAUGAGAAAAAGCACUAGCUAGGUGGAUAAUAGAUAGCUAUCUGAACAGGUAACUGACAGAUGUGGCUUGUGGUAGCGUUGCAGAUGAUUGCAGAUUUCAUGACCUAAUAAACAUGGAACUACAGGCAUUUUUAAGUCUUGGGAGUACAGAAUUUACUUCUGAAGCUAUGAUUAUAUCUUAAAUUACAGUAAAUUACAGAGUUAGUUCCUUCUUAAAAGCAGACAGAAGCUAGAAUUAUAGUGACUGACACCUAGGACAGGGGUGUCAAACUCAACCACUAAAUGGGCCAUAUUAAAAAAUCUCAACAAAUCCAUGGGCCAGAGUUAAAAAAUGUUUUUAUUUUAUUUUUAAUUAAUGUUGUGUUAUAACCCAAACUGGCCAUUGUUUAUUCAAAAUAUGCAAAAACCUUCAGCAGUAAAAUAUAGACCUUGAAAUAUUACACAAAUAAUUGAAAAAUUCAAAAUUGAAAUGUCCCCAGAAGCUAGGUCUUUUAAACCUAUUUAUUUGCUUGAAUUGUGUAAAAUUGAGGUGUAACCUCAAUACAUCAUUCGCCUCAUGCAUCAUUGUUGGGGUAGGAGAGUGCACAUUAUAUUGCAAAGCAUGUUGGAAACUGUAGUAUAGUGCAUUGUGAAAUGGGCAAAUAUUAAUAUAAAAUUACAAAAUACUGCUGCAGGCCAGAUAGGUUUGUGUGCCCAUGGGCCUUGUGUUUGACACAUGGUAUAUAAGCAUGCAGUGUGUUUGUGUUGAUGCUGCAAAUUGUGUGUUAAGUGUAUGUUUGUCUAGAAUUAUGGAUAUAUGAAGGGUUAACUAAAGUGUACAUAAUAAAAAUUUAAGCUGCAGUGUACUGACUGUACAGUGUACACUAAGGUGAAGUGCAGUAAUAUUUCCCUUA
Messenger RNA from Pygocentrus nattereri (red-bellied piranha), 2926 nucleotides. RefSeq names its product leucine-rich repeat-containing protein 3-like. Bases 244 to 1098 code for a protein of 284 amino acids. The record is from RefSeq and is a predicted model, not a curated record. Lineage: Eukaryota; Metazoa; Chordata; Actinopteri; Characiformes; Serrasalmidae. Gene Ontology annotation, molecular function: protein binding. Gene Ontology annotation, cellular component: extracellular matrix. The transcript is spliced from 4 exons.